Messenger RNA from Gaeumannomyces tritici R3-111a-1, 546 nucleotides. RefSeq lists its product as hypothetical. The transcript has 2 exons. Bases 1 to 546 code for a protein of 181 amino acids. The record is from RefSeq and is a predicted model, not a curated record. NCBI's taxonomy places the organism in Eukaryota, Fungi, Ascomycota, Sordariomycetes, Magnaporthales, Magnaporthaceae.
AUGCAGCCUCGAGAAAACUUGGCUGGCACCAUCCACCACGAAGACGCCUUCCGGCGGCGGUGGAGCCAACCAGCGGAUGUCUUUAGCAUUCUCCUACUUCUGGGCGGGGACAUUGUCAAUAAAGCCCUUGCGCAGCUCGCUGGCGGUAUCCUAACGCCUCUGGAUGGGCCCGGCCGAGGCCUCAACAUCGGGGACCUGGCUGCCGCGGCGCUGCUGUGGGUGGCGCUACUCGUGACGGCCCCCGGCGUGCGCGCAAACACGCCCUACCUGCUCGCUGUGGGCGGGGUCGGGAUCCUGCAGAACGUCGUCGUCGUCGGCUGGCGCCGGGGCCCCGGCGCGCUGGGCGUCCACGUCGAGUUCCGCGGCGUCGUCGGUGAGAUGACGGCCAUGGACGCACAACUCGACCUCGAGGCCAAGUACCCGCGGGCGGGCGGGAGCUCGCUGCCCGUCUUCUUUCCCGGCAUGCUGCUCCCGCGAGAGGCGGCCAAGUGGGAUGCGUUUGAGGCGGCGCAGCUGCAAGCAGCUCUAGCGCAGAAGCAUCAAUAG